This is a messenger RNA of Liolophura sinensis, 1089 nucleotides long. Its product is annotated as G-protein coupled receptor dmsr-1-like. Gene Ontology annotation, molecular function: G protein-coupled peptide receptor activity. Gene Ontology annotation, cellular component: plasma membrane. NCBI's taxonomy places the organism in Eukaryota, Metazoa, Mollusca, Polyplacophora, Chitonida, Chitonidae. Gene Ontology annotation, biological process: G protein-coupled receptor signaling pathway. The record is from RefSeq and is a predicted model, not a curated record. The transcript has a single exon. The coding region runs from base 1 to 1089 and encodes 362 amino acids.
AUGGAGCUGGACAACGCUACGGUGACAGACAUGUCCUCUCUCAUGACAUUCGCUUACUACUAUGCCAAUGUCCAUGGCUACAUAAGCAUUUGUGUUUGUGCGUUUGGGAUCGUCACGAAUUUCUUCAAUGUCACAGUUCUGACGCGGAAGAAUAUGAGGACACCAACGAACUACAUUCUCUCCUGGUUGGCCGUAUCUGACAUCAUCACCAUGAUAUCUUACGUGCCAUUUGCUGUGCAUUUCUACUGUUUUUAUCCCCCUGGCCAAAUAUCAGAGGAGAAAAACAACUUAUCUUGGAUGACACUUAUGCUGGUUCACGUGAAUUUAUCAGCUACUACUCACACGAUAUCGAUAUGGCUGUGUGUGGCGCUGGCAAUCUUCAGAUAUCUCCACAUAAGAAAUCCAAGCAAAGGUCAGGCAACCAGGCGUCGACGUCUAGCUCGGACCAAGCUCAUAAUCCUUAGCACAUAUGUAGCAUCUGUGAUUGCUCUUAUACCUAAUUACAUGUCCAACGUCCUGGAGAGAAUACACGACAAUGCCACCGAUCAGGUUGUCUUUGUGUUCAAGGACACUAAGCUUGGCAGUGGAGAGACCGACCCUAUGUACCUGAUAAAUGCCUGGCUGUACUCAGUAACCGCUAAAAUAAUCCCCUGUAUUCUCAUGUCCAUAUUUGGUGCCCUCCUCAUUUACAACAUCCACUUUAAGAACAGAAGUAGAAGGAAACGCUUGGUGAUAUCCGGAGCCAGCAGUCUGCGCCUAUCGGAACAUUCCAGAACGACCAAAAUGCUACUCACCGUCAUCGUUUUAUUCCUAGUCACGGAAUUUCCUCAAGGUGUACUCGUCAUCUUAAGUGCUGUGCGUCCGCAAUUCUUUGAAACGAUAUAUCUUCCAUUGGGUGACGUAAUGGACAUUGUAGCUUUGAUCAACAAUGCGAUCAACUUUGUUCUGUAUUGCACGAUGAGUGCUCAGUUUAGGAGGACGUUUUUAAAACUCUAUUGCAGGUUUCCAUCUAAGAACACUGCUUCUUCUACGACGUACGCUGCGUACGAUAAGCAAGACAGCAACAGUCCGAAUAGCCCUCAUUCUUAA